This is a messenger RNA of Amoebophrya sp. A120, 3809 nucleotides long. The record is from the annotation of a GenBank genome assembly. Lineage: Eukaryota; Dinophyceae; Syndiniales; Amoebophryaceae.
CAAAAAUAAAACGGAGUGACCUUAUAAUUUUUUUCUCGUAAAUAAAGUUUUGCUGUGCAUGGCCGCCGGGCGAACCUACUAUAACUGCAAGAACGAAAUUAAGCCGGCCAAGAUGUUCGUUCGUUGCGCCGCGUCCUUUAUGUCGGCCUCCGCUGUGGUUUCUCGGCCGUUGAUCGGCGCGAAGAUGUCCUCGUCUUUCUUGCUACAAUUCUUUAUUCUCGUUCCCGAAUUACUAGCCGCGGGCUCCUCCGCAACGACCCGCCCGACAGCACACUUCGAUUGGAAACCGCUCCCGGUAUGAAUUGCAAAAGUAUCGAAAUCGUAGUGUUGCUAUUGCAUUACAAAUUGGCUCAGCAUGACAAAUGGAAUUUGUCAUGAUUCGUCAUGCGGAUACAGCUUAAGAAAGAGUUUUGUCAUGCAUAAAUGCAAUUACUACGAGUGCGAUACUUUUGCGCAGGAUACCCGGGCACGAAAAACAUCUUCUUUUCGUCGACAAAAGACACGGGGACCACGACAACUGCAAAAGAGGACACCGCAGCAGAAAUAGAAAACGCAGCAGAAAGACAAACUACGAAAACGACCCUCCUGGUGAAAGACUUCCCCGUUCUCAACUUCCACUACAUCAAUUCCUUCGUAAACCGCCGGAACUUUACCCGCGUCAUGCCCGGUUUCGCCUACCACGAACUUCUAUGCAUUGCAAAAGUAUCGUACUCGUAUAAAUGCAUUACAAAUUUUCUCAAGUUCAAAAAUGCAAUUUGUCAUGCUAUUUCGGGUAGAAAGUUGUGUUGGGUUUGUAAUGCAUGACUGCAAUUACUACGAGUGCGAUACUUUUGCAGUGCAUAACUUCCCGACAGUCUGAAAGGUCAAGCAGCGUCCGUCGUUACCCAUGACAACCCGUACUGGGAUGCGGAAACGCGGAAGGAGCUGCAAGCGCAGUCGAAAAUGGACACGAUAGACACGAGAGCUUUGCCGCCGACGUUGCGCUUUCUCCCGGUGAAGAACAAGAUCCACGGGGGGUACGAUUUGAUAUCCUUCUCUCCAUAUGAACUGCAAAAGUAUCGUACUAGUAGUAAUUGCAAUACAAAUUCGCUCAGCAUGACUAAUGGAAUUUGUCAUGCUGAUUUGCGUUGGGAACGAGAUUUGUAAUGCAUGACUGCAAGUGCAAUUACUACGAGUGCGAUACUUUUGCACAGGAUACCGCACCGAGGGAGUCCGUGGACUACAUGUACGAGCAGGCGGAACAGAUUGUUAUCAAACAAAAAAGUAUUAGCGUUAACGGUUUUCACAAAUGGCAGUCAUGCAUUACAAAUUUUGCCUUCCAUGCAUGCUACGCAAUACAAAUUUGGGUACCUUUUCUGAUGCGUUACUGCAUCACAAAUCCCAUUAACGUUAACACUUUUUCCUGUGAUAAUUGUGAAUGGGAGAUCCGAGUCGGUUGCGGAGAAAGCGGUGCUACCAAAAACUAUGGAUUGCAAAAAUUAUGUCUGGGUCUGGAAACUUGUGAUGCCAAAAUGUGGAUGAUGGAAACCGUUUCGAAUGCAACACAGCAUGACAACUUUUCAGAGCGCUUUCUCAUAGGAAAUUCGCAUGAGAAACUGCGUUUUUGCGUGUAUAAAAGAGGCUGCGACUUUUGUUGGCUAUGCAGUACUACAGAUUUCCUAGUUAUGGAGAGCUAGCAUCACAAGUUCCAACCUUCCAGACCCAGACACUUUUGCAAUGCAUAAAAACGAAAAAGAAACAACUGAUGCUGGAAAUCGGGUCGAAUAGUCGCAAUCUGUUGAUUAUGCACUGCAAAAGUAAAAGUAUCGUACUAGUAUGAAUUGCAUUACAAAUUUCCCCAAGAACAAAAAUGCAAUCUCUCAUGCAAUUUCAGGUAGAAGAGGGUUAGAUUUGUCAUGCAUAUCUGCAUUUAGUACGAGUGCGAUACUUUUGCACAGGAUAUUGAUGGACGAAGACAAGAAGUUCGUGGAGGCAGCGGACGAAACGCUUUUCAUCGCCAGUUUCGAACCGUUGUUAGACAAGUGGAGCUACUUGCUUUCCAGAUUCCGGGAGGCGCCGAACGAAAAAAACGCGGGCGUCAUGCACAAACGCGGCGUUGCGCUACCCUUCGCCGUGGGGCCGUGUGAUAGUAGUAGUACAACUGCUCCUGGGUAUUUGAACUUCCACGUGAUGGAGUUGGACGGGGCGAGUAGUGUUCUACCGCCAGCUGGAGGUAGUACAGCAUCAGCUGAAAGAAAUAAAGUGGAACCAAAAGCGGACCACGUGGACAAAGAGCAGGACCACAACAAAAGCUACGAUGUGGAGUACGAUAUAGACGGGAAUCCGGUCUACAAAGUCCGCCACACCAACUACGACAUGCAGAAACUCCGUGAGCGCGUUGCCUCCGGUUUGAAAGAAGUCCGCCAGGUGCCCUGUGUGACCUUAGAAACCGUGCUGUCCGACUGGUUCCGGAAAUUCGACGAAGUCAAACUGAUCAAAAUCGACGCGCAGGGGCUGGAUUUGAAAAUAAUCGAGUCUGCGAGUGGUGAAACGCUACGGAGGAAGGUUAAAGAGAUCGAGCUGGAAGUGCUGUGCGAAAACCGCCAAGCCAUGUACGAAAACGGGGCGACGUGUGGGGAGACGGUGAAGAAGAUGGAGGCGAAAGGGUUCGAACUCGCGGAUAAGACGAAAGAUUGCGAGUUUUGGUGCGGGGAAUUUGGGUACAAGCAGCUGAGCGACGUGCAGGUGGACGAGAUCAAUCUGAGGUUUCAAAGAACAGCGGGGAGCGACACAGACACUGCGUUGACCGUGACACCAGAUUCGGAGGCAGCUCCCUCAACGACCGCAAAAAUGCCUCCUGGUGCUGGAGCGGUGGACGAGACACUACUACAAAACAAAGAAGACGACAGCGACGAUGGAUACUUGAAAAUUGACUUGCAAAUCACGUCGCCACGAGGAGCAACGGUAGAAGUUGCAGAAACUGAAACGGCCACCGUUUCGAAAAACCCUUGUCUCGAGCUCCGGUUCGGGACGGAGAGACACACGUUGACAGCUGCGCAGAAAAGUAGUCAUGUGGAUGUUGAUAGUACAACCGCUCUCUUACAACCCUAUCGCGCCACCUGCUCCGAGGUAAAGGAGCUCAUCCUCGAACCCUCUCUCCACCGGUACGCGAAGGCUAUCGCCGACAGCAGCGGGAGGAAGGCGGAUAACUACGGGGAGCUGGGAGUUGUAGUGGCCGGAGCAGCUUUGAGUACUACGGAGGAGAAAAAUCGAGAAGCUGUCAUUUUGCCAUUCGCUUUCUGCAGAGUUGAAGAGGAGUCCACCGCGAUAGACCGACCUUGCAUAGAACAACACCAAUCAGACACACCAACUACAAUCACGGCCGCAGCCCACUUCUUCUCGAGCUUGGUGCCAACAAUAUUCCCGCAGUUAACACUUGCCGCAAUCGAAACGCUGACUCUACGGCUCGACUUUUUCAGGUUUUCCGACUUAGUAGUGAGCCAACCACUAGACUCCUCGCCAUCUUCCACGACGUUUCUCUCUUCUCUCGUGGAUUACGCGCAAGAAAGUGAGGAUGUGUCUUCCCCGUUGCAACCAAAAGUGAAAAAGAUCCUCUUGAUUCUAGAGUAUGUUACUGACUGCGGGUUUCCAAACGACGUAGAAAUGUUCUUUCAAAAGUGCAGGUCCAUGCGGGAAGAGAUUUUGAAACUCGGUUUUCAGGAAAUCAGUUUAAACAUGCCGACAGCACCACAGGCCGCUGGGCAACAAACGCUCGCCUUUCAGUUGCAAAUAAAAAAUCGAAAGAUAUGACAGAAUGAUUUUUGUCUGAG